UCCGCGGCUACAAAUGACGUCACUUCCUACACAAGUGGUCUGGUGUGACAGCUGAAAACAACAAUAACAAGAUCGAAGAGGAGCGAGUUCAGCGAUAAAAUUGCUUCUGGUGUCCCUCCUCUUAUCCCUGAGCUCCUUGUUAAGGAAAGGUGAACUGAGUGGCCUUUCAGGACACACUCACAGAAAAGUGUGGUUGAGGACUUGUGGGAAGACACAUUUACAGCAGACAUCAGUCCUGUGUGGGACAGGGCCAUGGAGGCACCUGAGGGGGAAGGCCGCACAUUCAUGCAGGUGAUCAGUGAAAAAUACAGCCCAGAGAACUUUCCGUACCGCCGAGGCCCGGGAAUGGGGGUGGUCGUACCAUCUGGCCACCAGGGAUCUCCUAUGAAAGACCGGCUGAACCUGCCCAGUGUGUUAGUCUUGAAUGGCUGUGGAAUCAGUAGUGCAGGAGAUGAAGGAGAGAUUGCAGCGUUCUGUGCUCAUGUGGUCGAGCUGGACCUUUCUCAUAAUAAACUCCAGGACUGGCAUGAGAUUAGUAAGAUUGUUGCAAACAUUCCAAACCUGGACUUCCUGAACCUCAGCUCGAACCCACUGAGCGAAGCGGCGCUGGAGCCAGACUGUGCUGAGGCUUUCUCCAGAGUGCGGCGCUUCGUCCUCAACAACACCCAAGUGUCCUGGGACGUUGUGCACACCUUCACGCGCGAAAUGCCUGAACUGGAGGAGCUGUUCCUGUGCCUUAAUGAGUACAGUACUGUGACGGCAUCUGCCACUCCAUGUACUUCGCUUCGGCUGCUGCACAUAACGGACAACAGUCUGCAUGACUGGAGCGAGGUGCGCAAGUUCGGCUCAAUGUUCCCCUCUCUGGAUACACUUGUCCUGGCUAACAACAACCUGGACUCCAUUCUUGAAUCGGGGGACAAUCUCUGCCGACUUUUUCCCAAUUUGCGCAGCAUCAAUCUGCAUAACUCAGGUCUAAAUCGCUGGGAGGACAUUGAGAAGCUAAAUUUCUUACCUAAACUGGAGGAGGUGAGGCUACAGGGCAUUCCCCUUCUGCAGACCUACACCAACACGGAGCGACGCAGUCUCAUGAUAGCGCAACUGCCAUCUGUGACCUGCCUGAACGGGAGCGUGGUGACGGAGGGAGAGCGAGAGGAUGCAGAGAGGUUCUUCAUCCGUUACCAUCUGGAUCACCCUGAAGAGGAGCUGCCUCACAGGUACCACUCUUUGGUGACCAAGUAUGGGAAGCUGGCCCCACUGGCUGAAAUUGACCUGCGGCCACGCUGCCAUGCUAAGGUGGAGGUGCACUGUGAGGACCGAGUGGAACAGGUGAGCAUCCGGUUGGACCAGACUGUGGCCGAGCUGAAGAAGCAGCUGAGGACAGUGGUUCAGCUCUCCACCAGCAACAUGCGCCUCUAUUACAUCGACAAAGACAUGUGCUCCGCUUUCGGCCCUGAGGAGAUGAAGUACAGCACGAGGGCCCUCCACUCCUACAGCAUUCGCGACGGGGACGAGAUUCUGGUGGUGCCCAAGACCAAAUGACUGACCGGCACUCACAGGACCUAGAAAAACUGUUUGGAAUAAUGAAAUCCUUUCUGAACUAGCCCUCUGUAGGGUCCACGGUAUUUGACAUGAUUCAGGAAAAAAAAGAACACCUAUACUUAUCAGACUGGCUCAGAUUUUGAAGACAUUGUUGUGUUGUAAAGGGCAUCUCACAAAUCACAGUCGCUACACGGUCACCACACACAUUGCUUAAUGUGUGCGGCCCUGCACUUGUUGCCAUAGUAUAUAUAAGUGGCUUCCCUUGUUUUUGUUGACUUUGCCCUUGUAUGGGGUUUGCUAUUAACUUUCAGUAAAUGCCUGUCUCUUCAAGACAAAAGCACAAAAGAGGAUGCACUUUUUUGGCAGUCCAAAUCUUAUCCAUCUUAAGAACCUCGCGACAAUCAUCUGCGACUUAUGCUAUCCCGGUUUGCAGCAGGUGCAGAAAAGGCGUUGGACGGUGCGGAUGUCUUGAGGAGAAAUGGUGGAUUUGCUGAUGGUGUAUGUAUGCUGUGUCAGCCUAGUAAAAGACUCACAUUUGGAAACAUCUUAUGGAGGGGAAGUGCUGGCCUUUCAUGCUUUUUUUGUAGUAACAGAUGCUACUGAACAGUGUUGGACAUUGCAGAGUUGAACAACAGUCCUUUUUUUUUUAUUUAUUUUGUAAUGUUCCAUUAUUGCAUGAAUACAAGGCAACUUAGUGUUUGCUCUGGUGGUUAGAGUUGGCAAUAAGUAUCAGCACCAUAUCAGAAUCAGACAAUAAUUAUUUAAAACCUCAGCAUCAGUAUCCAUUCAGUCUUAGGGUUUAGUAACUGAUAUUCAGAGACGAUAUGAUCAUGCUUUGGAAGGAAAGAAGGAACUGCUCUGUAGCUUUGCGCAAAAUAGACUUAGUGUGACCAUCUAGUAAAAAUGUACAUGGUAGGGGUGCACAAUCAUUUCAGAAUCAAAACAAUAAUGGCAGACAGUUGCUUAAAAAAUUAUCAGACAGAUGUUUAGAUUUGACAGGUAUUUCAAACCAAUAUCUGAUGACAUCUGUAUUGUACUCUGGAAUAGCAGAAUGUUUAGGAGAUGCUAAAGUAUCUGCAUUUUAUAAAUUUUACUGCAUUUUUAACCCUUUACAAAUAUAUAUUAGAUUUCUCUCUAAUGCCAUUCCAGGUAGAUUUAGUACCAAUGUCUUUAAUGUUUAUGUGUCGGCAUCGGCAGAAACGUUUCGGAUAUCACAUAAUGGAUAUUGUUUUGUGAUUUUCUUUAAUGAAGCCACCAGACUGAUGAAGAAAAUCCACUUUUCUUUAAAGGUACAUAUAAAGCAGAAUGCCCAAAAGUUCCAUCUUGCCAAUAGAAAAAAAUACUACAUAUAUAUCAAGCCACAUGGUGAUUUCUUAAUGAAAAAAUCAUACCUUAAUGACUUUUGUUCACUGGUACUACUUUGUUAAAAUCUCCAGUGCAUUUAUGCGGCUGAUUGCAUUUCAUUUGCCUGUUUUUACUGCGUAUACGUUCGCCUUGUUUCAGUUUGGUGCCAUUUGUAAAAAUAGGAGUAUGACUAUUUGGCCAGCUAAAAAGUUGUCACUGAAUGUGUUGCUCUGUGCCGUUUUCAUUCUCAUAAAUCUGUUUACAAGCACUGGAUGACUGUGCAGUUCAGGACUGUUUCCUUUUUUACAGGAUAUGACCAUGUUGAUGUUUAGAAUCUAAAGCCUUGAAUCGAUGAGUCAGUCCUGAAAAAAGAAUUUCAGGAAUUAUUUUGCACUGGAUAUUGUUUGUUAUUCGUUUGUGGAAAGACUGUGAGCAUGCUUUAAAGCAGCUGGCAGCAAAAUGAAGAUCAAAAUUUGACACAGUUCUCACUCUCGGUACAAAAUUAGUGAACAACCAUGAAAUUUGAAAUACAACAAUGUCUAAUAUCAGUAAUAUGUCAUUAUGUUGGGAAAACUCCAUAAAAAAUAUACAGAGUUUUAACAGAGCAGUGGUUUAGAUCUACUAUCAUGUUCCAAGUGAGGUUAGUGCUUAGGCCAAAUGAAUCGCCUGAUUUUACCAAGCAUUGCUAAUUUCAAGGGACAUUUUUAAAAAAAUAUUCCUAUAUUUGACCGUUUGGAUGUGAUUUUUUUGGUGGACAUGGAGUAUUAUCCAAUAUAGUAUGAUAUAUUCCAGAAAUAUCAUAUACUUCAGCAAAAUGACCAAGAUUCCUUCAAAUUACAGUUAGUAUAAUUCUAUCAUCAUAUCACUGGCACCUUUUAGACCACUAUAUACUUUUUUUGUUUUGGUAAUUAAUAAAAUGUCUGUAGAAAAAGUAUUACACUAAAGUAUUCUAUGAAAGUUAGGGUGUAGUUUAUUUAUCAUAAUUAUAAAUUAUUAAACUAUGUUAUUGAUCAUAGACACAACUCAUGUAUCUAUACAGUUCAUGGUUUUUGCACAUUAAUACCCUGGUGAGAUAUACCCAGUAGGUUGACAGCUACAUUUCAGGUUGUAAUAGCUCCAGAUUUGGGGGAAUAUCAACUAAUCUUAGAAGCUGAAAUUGGAAUCAAAAUGAAAAUGAAGUGUGCAGAUAACUAUAGCAAUGUCUGUUUUUUUUUCUUUUUACUGUAACUGUUGUACGUGUUUUACUGUACUAUUGUUUUUUUUUUCACCAAAUGGUGUUUGAGAUGACAUUGUCCAAAUCAUGUUAUUUAAGAAUAACAGAGUAGUUUGUGAUGUCAUCUUUGUUUUCCUUAUAUAUGAUUACCAAAACACAAGUGGGUAGUUGGUUAGAGAGCAAGUAGCAACUUCAAUCUAUAUUAAACCCAAGAAUAGACCAUGAAGACUAUAAUAUGUAUAAUCACAUUCCCAUAUUGGAAGAAAAGAUAAAGCGCUCAUUGUUUUGUAUUGUAUUUAAUCGAGGGACCUGCCCAUAUAAAAAGGUGUAUUGUAGAUGUUUGAUUAUUGACUAAUAUUUGUUGAAAAAAAGAAUACUUUACACCCUGAUUGUGCUUACAGCAAAUGAUCAAAGAUAGCAGGAGUUUACAUUGUGUUCUUUUUGAAGAAAUAUCUUUGAAUAGAUGGAUAAUGUGAAAGAAAUUGUCGUUGGUUUCAUUGGUUCUCUUUUGUAAUGUUUUGUUUAAUGCCUGGGUCUUAUUUAUUUGCAUUAAUUUGUUUUGAAAUGAAUUGAAUAAGCUCUGAAUGUAUGCUGUGGAUGUUCUCUAGUAGUGGUUUUUACUUCUUUGAUUCAGAGCCACAUAUCUAGAAGUUAUGUAUCAGGUAUCAUAUUUUUAAACCUUGCUUUAACCACCAAAGGAAGACUUAAUCUUCAAAUCUGAACAAUGUGACAAAUGUAUAUUGUGAAGGGUAUGUAACAGUACUUUGCCACAAAAGGGACAGAGAAAUUGACUUCCACCCAUUGAGUACAUUUACUGUCCAUCAACAUGACCACUGAGAAAACAGUUGUUUUUGUUCAGUCCUGCAUAUACAGAAGGGUGAGUUUCAAACGGCAUGGUUUUGGAUUUGCUUUCACAAGUUCAUCCAUCCAAAUGCAUGUGUUAACUGACUUAUGCUGUUGCACAAAUAAGUGGAAACGAAUCAGUCCGCAACGUGUUCUCAGUGUUUCUUUGUUGGGAAUGAAAUGCUUCGAAAGUGGAAGGGAAAUAAACAAAUAACUGAGGUGUGUUUA
This is a messenger RNA of Colossoma macropomum (tambaqui), 5167 nucleotides long. It is a transcript of the gene tbcela, whose product is annotated as tubulin folding cofactor E-like a. Lineage: Eukaryota; Metazoa; Chordata; Actinopteri; Characiformes; Serrasalmidae. The transcript is spliced from 9 exons. The record is from RefSeq and is a predicted model, not a curated record. Gene Ontology annotation, biological process: protein folding. Bases 253 to 1539 code for a protein of 428 amino acids. Gene Ontology annotation, molecular function: alpha-tubulin binding.